AUGCUCAGUUCGGUGUGUGUAUCCUCUUUUAAAGGGCGCAAGGGUGGGAACAAGUCGUCCAACAAAGCAUGUUACAGUGCAGACAUGACUUGUCCGUCGGAAAGCGAGAAAAUCGUGAUAAACUGCGGGGGGGUGCGGCAUGAGACCUACCGGAGCACUCUAAAAACGUUGCCCGGUACCCGCUUAUCGUGGCUCACCGAACCGGACGCGUUCAGCAACUUCGACUACGACCCCAAAUUAGACGAGUUCUUCUUCGAUCGCCACCCGUCAGUGUUUUCCUUCAUCCUCAACUAUUACCGCACUGGGAAGUUGCACUGUCCCAACGAUGUGUGCGGUCCCCUGUUUGAAGAGGAGCUGGCAUUCUGGGGCAUCGAUGAGACGGACGUGGAGGCGUGUUGCUGGAUGAAUUACCGGCAGCAUCGGGAUGCGGAGGAGGCACUGGACAGUUUUGAGAAUCCCGAACCGGACGCGCCGGACGACGACCCAGCGCUGGGCGGUGCGGAUGGGGACUUGAAAAGACUGUGCAUGCAGGAGGACGCAAGGAGAGCAGGCUGGUGGAAAACCUGGCAGCCUAGAAUAUGGGCACUGUUUGAAGACCCGUAUUCCUCCAAAUAUGCCCGGUAUGUGGCAUUUGGAUCUCUAUUCUUCAUCCUCAUCUCCAUCUCCACUUUCUGCAUGGAGACACAUGAGGCCUUCAACACCAUCCUCAACAAGACAGAAAACGUCACGGUGGGCAACGUGACCCGUGAGGAGAUUGUAUACGAGGUGGUGACUGACAGCUGGUUGACAUAUGUGGAGGGUGUGUGCGUCAUUUGGUUCACCAUUGAGGUCCUUCUGCGAGUCAUCUUCUGCCCAGACAAACUGGAAUUCUUCAAAAGCAGCCUCAACAUCAUCGACUUUGUCGCCAUCCUGCCCUUCUAUCUGGAGGUGGGCUUGAGUGGUCUGUCCUCCAAAGCUGCCAAGGAUGUCCUGGGGUUCCUCCGUGUCGUCCGAUUCGUCCGUAUCCUCCGAAUCUUCAAGCUGACCCGCCACUUUGUCGGUCUCCGUGUCCUUGGCCACACCCUUCGUGCCAGCACCAACGAAUUCCUCCUGCUCAUCAUAUUCUUAGCUCUUGGUGUCCUUAUCUUCGCCACCAUGAUCUACUAUGCUGAAAGAAUCGGCGCCGACCCAGAUGACCCAACUGCCAGUGCCCACACCAACUUCAAGAACAUCCCCAUUGGAUUUUGGUGGGCCGUUGUGACCAUGACCACACUGGGCUAUGGAGAUAUGUACCCGGAGACGUGGUCAGGGAUGCUGGUGGGUGCGCUGUGUGCCUUGGCUGGUGUGCUGACCAUUGCUAUGCCAGUACCUGUAAUUGUCAACAACUUCGGCAUGUACUACUCCCUGGCCAUGGCCAAACAAAAGCUGCCCAAAAAGAAGAACAAACACAUUCCACGAGCACCCCAACCAGGGUCCCCCAACUACUGCAAGCCAGAUGCCUUGGCAAUGGCUACCGCAUCGCCGCAAAGGAUCUUGGGAAAUGUCCUAGGUGGAGUGAUGGGGUCUGGAGGCAUGGGGGGUGACUGUCCUCUCGCCCAAGAAGAAAUUAUAGAGAUCAACAGAGACUCCAAGCAGAAUGGUGAUGCAGCCUCGGCCGCCUUGGCUAACGAGGACUGCCCCACCAUCGACCAGGUGCUGAGCCCAGACGAGAGGAGCCCUAUGGGGCGAGGGCCUACCCGGGAACGCUACCAACAGGACCGCGCCUGCUUCCUGCUCAACACCAGGGAAUUCCGAGCCACAGAUGGGAAUGUGCGGAAAGAGGCAGCAGCCCUGGCACCCAGCCCAGACUCCCCUCUGACUGAGGAUUGGUAUAAGAUGGAAGGGUCUCUGUUACAGCAGGACCUCAAUGCAAACUCCACCUCCUCCUGGAUCAAACCAUAGACCAGAGUGCUAAGUUUCUAGCAUUCGCCUUCUCUCUAAUGAGGAGUCAGUAACCGGUAAACACAAAAUUGCGGCAGGAGCCACGUAAGCGACAAGUCUGACAUGGAUGGACAAUUUUAAGGAGAUCUUUGGGGUGACAAGAGAGAGACCAGAGGUUAAUCAUGAAUUAGAAAAAAAAAAUCACAUGGUCUGCUCCUCACGUUGUUACCAAAGCAGCCUCUCGGAACUCCGACCACACUUUUGACAGCUGUCAGACAGACAGACCCCUCUCCCUCCCAUUCCCUUUUUUCUGGCAAACUGACUGAGCAUUGCACUGACACACUUUGGGAGAGAAAAGGACUCCUGAUUACACAUUCCAGAUGACAUCACUCUGACAACAUUAUACUCGCCAUCUUUUACGAUGACCAACUCAGUACCGUCUACAGUGCUGAACAACUGAGCAACUUCACAAGUUUCCGGAAAAAAACAAACAAACCCACUUGUCUUCACAAAGGACUGAAUGAACAAUGUAGCAUCUCUGCUAACAUAUUGUAGCAUUUGUUGGCUGGGAAAUAACUUGACUUAACCCAUCAAUGGUUCGAAGAGAGAGGAAUAUAUGCAUUCAAUGGAUCUUUUAGAUGUCAUUUUCCUCUUGGGUUCCUUUUCAGUGAAGAAAAAAAAAUUGAGUACAUGAGAGACAAAGGAUUGGUCUUACUCAGUAAAACACUUGACAUUCCCAAAGAAGAGAUGCACUAAAUACAAACUGUGUGUAUGAAAUCAAUCACAGUUGCACAGUAUUUAACAAGUCCCAUAUAAAAGUCCCUCAUUCAAGUUUAGCACUUGUAUAGCAGUCAUGUUUGCCACUUAACAUAUGUCUUCCAUUCACUUAUAUCAGACUGAAACACUGCCCUCCCCACAAGGUAAAGAGAUAAUCAAAAGCAGAUGUUGAACAAAUGAAGCACAUGUAGCAUCAGCUCAAACAGGUCAUGUACAGCAUCCACUGUACAUUUAGACUCACCUGAAAUAUUUGCCAGGAGAAAAAUGUUGG
Messenger RNA from Scomber scombrus (Atlantic mackerel), 2947 nucleotides. Its product is annotated as potassium voltage-gated channel subfamily C member 1-like. Gene Ontology annotation, molecular function: delayed rectifier potassium channel activity; protein binding. Gene Ontology annotation, biological process: potassium ion transmembrane transport; protein homooligomerization. Bases 1 to 1920 code for a protein of 639 amino acids. The record is from RefSeq and is a predicted model, not a curated record. Gene Ontology annotation, cellular component: neuronal cell body membrane; dendrite membrane; axon. The transcript has 5 exons. NCBI's taxonomy places the organism in Eukaryota, Metazoa, Chordata, Actinopteri, Scombriformes, Scombridae.